Molecule: messenger RNA, 2064 nt
Organism: Megalobrama amblycephala (Wuchang bream)
Lineage: Eukaryota; Metazoa; Chordata; Actinopteri; Cypriniformes; Xenocyprididae
Exons: 2
Coding region: 123-1181 (352 amino acids)
Biological process (GO): DNA replication, removal of RNA primer
Molecular function (GO): RNA-DNA hybrid ribonuclease activity; nucleic acid binding
Source: RefSeq, a predicted model, not a curated record
GAGUGCAACUGUCUCUGAAUUAUUUGGUCAGUAUUAAAGGACAUGUUAUAGACCAUCCAGCAAAAGACGUGAUAAAACCAUGUUGGGAAAAAGAAAAGUCUGAAAUCAAGAGUUUUGGGUGGAUGAUACUUAGAGUGGCGGGAGAAAUGGAAAUAAAUGAGAUGGCCAUUAGUCCAACUGUUCCAUGGUCAGUAAUUCCCCAGUGGUUAUUACCACAGCCCAAAGUGGACAUGUCACUGCUAGAGAAGAGGGACAAGGACCAAGGGGAUGGCUAUAAUGCUCGAAUGGUGCAGACAUAUAUUCAAUCUCAUUAUUUUAGUUAUGUCUUGAUUUAUUCAGAUGCAUCUAAAAAUAUAGAAAACAGAGUAGGCGUGGCAUUCACAGUUAUAGAUUUUAAUGUCAAAGUUAACAAAAGAAUCUCAGAUAAUCUAUCAGUAUACACUGGAGAAAUGAUUGCAGUUUUAUUGGCACUACAAUGGGUUGAAGAAAAUAGACCAUUGAGGACACUUAUAUGUUCUGACUCAAGUUCAUCAUUAAUGUCACUAGAAAGUGGUCAAUCUGAGAGCAGAUCUGACGUAUUGAUCGAGAUCCUUCAAACAUUAUACAGGAUUCAGAUGAUGGGUUUAGAAGUAUCUUUCUGUUGGGUACCUGCUCAUAUAGGAGUAAAGGGGAAUGAAUUGGCAGAUGAAUGUGCUAAGGAAGCCACAGGAAAAUCAGAUAUAGAUAUAAAAGUAAAUUAUAGUAAGGCUGAGAUGAAGUUUUUAAUCAAACAACAUGUGAAAAAUAGAUGGCAGAAACAAUGGGUGGAUGAAAGAACAGGAAGAUGGCUUUAUAACAUCCAAAGAAUUGUUGGUAAAGGCAGAAUAACAAGGAGAAAUAGAAAAGAAGAAUCAAUUAUAUCUAGACUUAGAUUUGGACAUACAGCACUUAACAGUACUCUAAAUAAAAUAGGGAAACACCAGACAGGAGCAUGUGAGUAUUGUAAUCAAGAAGAAACAGUGGAACAUGUUAUAAUGAAAUGUCCAAAAUAUAAUAGUGAAAGGAGAGUAUUGAUUUUUAAUUUAAAAAGAAUUAAGAUGAAGUUUAAUUUGACAAAUUUAUUGCAAAGGAACUCACAUGAGGAGUGUAUUGAUUUUUUAUUACUAUAUUUAAAAAUGACUGAUUUAGAUAAAAGAUUAUAGGUGUUUAGAAGUUGAUAGGUAAAGGUCCUUGCGUUCUUGGUCCACACUCCUAACCAGCAGGUGGCGGUAAUGCACCUUGAAGUUGUAUGCCAACCGCCAUAAAAUCAACAAGAAGAAGAAGAAGUUUGUUUCUGUUUCGUUUUGAUUGGAUCUUGAAGUGUCGGUGCUGAACAAACAUCAGUGAGUUUGACGGAGAUGGCAAGACGCUACAAAUCUUGCAGCUAUGUUGGAACAUUUGGCUUCUUCGCCAAGAAUGUAACAUAGUUUUUGGAUUGGGCUAUAGGAGUUAAAUUGGGGAAAUAUUUUAUUAAUUUUGGGGAAGUAGUGGUCUCUGAUUUCUUGGUAUUUUGGGCAUUCUGUGAGGAAGUGCAGCUCCGUCUCCGUCACUCCCAGGAUGCAGUGCGAGCAGAGUCUGUCCUCACGGGAGAACCAGGUCUGUCUGCGCCGGCCCGUCUCUAUGGCCAGACUGUGCUCGCUGAGUCUGUACACCGUCAGUGUUUUCCUGAGUUUCACAUCACUCACUGUGCUCAGGUAGUUCGCAAUAGUGUAUUCUCGAUUUAGUGCCCAAUAGCAUUCCAGUUUGUGUUGGUUUUUAAUGGUGUUUGUCCAAUGGGUGAUGCACUUGUUUAUAAUUUGUGUAAGCCGAAUGUGUGUGAGUGUGUGUGGGUCCUGAGGCUGGUGUGAGGUCAGUCAGUCUCAGCACCAGCUGGCACAGGGGACUCUUACUUACGCUCAGCUCUUGGUGUUUUAGGGCUUUGUAAUGGGAUGUGUUGGGGUUGCUUGUUUUUAGGUGUUUCCAGAAUUUGAUGGCUCUUUUUUGGAUGUUUAGAAGGAGAGGGUAUUGGCCUAAUUCUGCCCUGCAUCCAUUGUUUGGCGUCUUUCU